CGGAGGCUCUAUGUAUGACAUCAGUGUGUUUUGUCGACAACCUCACCAACUCAGACGGCCCAAACCAUCUUACAGCACCAUCCCUCUACUUCCUUAGAUUCAAUACUUCCCAAACUGAAGCCAAUCACCCAAGUCUUCCUGCUCUUAGUUGGCAUCCUCGGCGCCUUCACCAUGACUUCAAUCUUCCAGCGACUGACACGACCCUUCACCUCGACAACGAUGCGCUUCGCCCCCGAACAAUCAGCGCAAAGCAUGAACCUUCCCGAGGGCGCACAAAAGGCCACACUGGCAGCAGGGUGCUUCUGGGGCAUCGAGCACAUGUACCGCAAAGACUUCGGCAGCAAGGGACUGCUUGACGCCAGAGUUGGAUAUAUUGGUGGCAACGUCGACAACCCAACCUACAGAUCUGUGUGUAGCGGCAGGACAGGACACGCCGAAGCAUGCCAAAUCGUCUUCGACCCGAACCAACUAUCCUACCGCACCAUCAUUGAAUACUUCUACAAGAUGCACGACCCGACAACACUGAAUCGACAGGGCCCGGACACUGGCUCUCAGUAUCGAUCAGGCAUUUUCUACCACGAUGAGGAGCAGAAGCAGAUCGCCGAAGAUGUGACGAAGAAGGCGAACGAGCAAUGGUGGAAGGGCGGCAUCAAGACUGAGAUUCUGCCGGCCGGUCAGUGGUGGGACGCUGAGACAUACCAUCAGCUAUAUCUGGACAAGAACCCGGGUGGCUAUGAGUGUCCUAGUCAUUACCUGAGGAAGUUCCCAGACCUACAAUAAGUUCGUUUGUAGACCAAUUAAUCACCGUUAAAAGUACUUGAGCAGAGUCAAAACACAUUAGCUCAUGUUCACGGC
Messenger RNA from Baudoinia panamericana UAMH 10762, 855 nucleotides. RefSeq lists its product as uncharacterized. The transcript is spliced from 2 exons. Gene Ontology annotation, molecular function: peptide-methionine (S)-S-oxide reductase activity. NCBI's taxonomy places the organism in Eukaryota, Fungi, Ascomycota, Dothideomycetes, Mycosphaerellales, Teratosphaeriaceae. The record is from RefSeq and is a predicted model, not a curated record. The coding region runs from base 172 to 780 and encodes 202 amino acids.